CUUAUCACAUGACACACGCAGGGUCAGUCUCGUGAUCUACAAUGUAAAAUAUAAUACAAAAUUUAUCUGAUUGACAUUGUCCUAGAAGCUGUCGGCCAAGGAAAGGGGCGUCUCAUACGAUAACACGACAAGUGCCUGACAAUCAACAAUAAAAAGGUUUAGUCAUGAAGAUCCUGUUGGUAUCCUGUGUGUUGUUUGUCACAGCAUUUGCUGUUCCAAGGCAAAGAUAUGAAAACAAGAAACUAAACUUUGAUGACAUCAUCAACCAUGUUAAUGGGCUAAAGACAACGUGGAAGGCUGGACAUAAUUUCCAUCACAUGCCAGCCAACACUCCAUUGAGCUUCUACAAGUCUCUGUGUGGAGUCCUGGAAGGCUCGGAGAAGUUCAGUCGGCAGCUGCCCAGGAAGGAGUUCUUUGAUGUCCAGGAUCUUCCCGAGAACUUCGACCCCAGGACCAAGUGGCCCCACUGCCCAUCUCUCAACGAAGUGCGAGAUCAAGCAAACUGUGGAUCAUGCUGGGCGUUUGGUGCGGUGGAAGCAAUGAGUGACAGAAUCUGUAUUGCAUCUGGUGGCCAGAAGAACGCACACCUGUCUGCUGAACAGAUGAUGACUUGUUGUCACACCUGUGGAAUGGGAUGCAAUGGAGGAUAUCCCAGGGCUGCCUGGGAAUACUAUGAAAAUGUUGGUCUUGUCACUGGUGGCCAGUAUGGAAGCAAACAGGGCUGUCAGCCGUACGUUCUUCCCCAGUGUGAUCACCACGUUCCUGGGACGAAGCCACCGUGCUCAGGAGAUGCCAAAACACCAUCAUGUUCACACAAGUGUGAGCCCGGAUACAACAAGACCUUUGAACAUGACAAACACUAUGGUAAACGACCGUAUGGAGUUCGGGGCGAGUCUGAUAUUAUGACCGAGUUGUUCACCAAUGGACCAGUGGAAGCAGCUUUCACCGUCUACAAGGAUUUUCUCACAUACAAGUCAGGUGUUUACAAGCACACGUCUGGGGAAGCUCUCGGUGGCCAUGCUGUUAAAAUGAUGGGGUAUGGUGUUGAAGCUGGAACAAAGUACUGGCUCGUGGCCAACUCCUGGAACAGUGACUGGGGCGAUAAAGGAUUCUUCAAAAUACUCCGAGGAAAUGAUGAAUGUGGUAUCGAGUCACAGAUUGUUGGCGGUGAACCAAAAUAAUAAUUUUGAAACGUGAAGAGACUGUUUUGUAAAAAAAAAAAAAAAAGUUCAUUUUUAAAGCAUAAUUGAUUCAGUAGGCUCAUCUCUGUUAAAUUUUUAUUGUUUUUAAAUACAUGAUAAUUAUUUUUGAUAAUAUAUUUGUACAAUAAAAUUAUUAAGAAACGA
Gigantopelta aegis is the source of this 1346-nucleotide messenger RNA. RefSeq names its product cathepsin B-like. Gene Ontology annotation, biological process: regulation of catalytic activity. The transcript is spliced from 10 exons. Gene Ontology annotation, molecular function: cysteine-type endopeptidase activity. Bases 165 to 1181 code for a protein of 338 amino acids. Gene Ontology annotation, cellular component: lysosome. The record is from RefSeq and is a predicted model, not a curated record. Lineage: Eukaryota; Metazoa; Mollusca; Gastropoda; Neomphalida; Peltospiridae.